UAGAUCUUGUAGGUUCUUCUUGUGUUCACUUCAUGCUGGUCUCCCUCCAUUCUGCUACAAUCUUACAACAAUCUAACAAGAUGUCCGGUGAAGUUCUCUACUCCAGUGUCAAGUUCACUCGGAAACCAGGUGACCAAGCAGGUGCUAAACUGUGUGCAGGAAGAGAAGAUGAUGUCACCUAUGCUACAGUGAAGUUUGCAGAAGCUCCAACCUCCCAGCAGCAGCAGCAGACAGACCCCAGCCGCAGACCGGAUUUAAGAACUAAAGAAGACCAUGAGAAAUACACAAGCCUGUCCACAAAUUAUUCAUCAUUACUGAAUCAGCUCCAGGACUUGAGCAGUGACUACAGCAACCUCAACAAGAAUCAUUCUGAGCUGCAGAGUAACUAUAGCAAGCUCUCUGGAUCUCACUCUAAUCUGCAGAAUAACUAUAGCAGGCUCAAUGAAACUCAUUCUGAGCUGCAGAGUAACUAUAGCAAGUUCUCUGGAUCUCACUUUAAUCUGCAGAGUAAUUAUAGCAGGCUCAAUGAAACUCAUUCUGAGCUGCAGAGUAACUAUAGCAAGCUCUUACAAAAUCAGAGCCAGCUAGUAGAUGAGAAAAACACACUCCAAAAAGAAAAUUCUGAAUUGAAAAAGAACAAUACUGAGCUUUCUGUGAAAUCAUCAAUCUUGGAUAAAUACUGUCCUCUCAAAGAAGGCUCUUCAAAGGUUGUGACCGAGCGCUGUUGAGUGGCGUGUGAGUGGUGACGUCAUGGACCAGAAACAGGAACCAAAACAAGGAAUGGCGGUGGGUGAAACUGAACGCUACGGCGCUCAGUGCUUUUAUUUAAUAAUAAAUAAACAAAAGAUUUAAACAAGCAAGACAGUACAAAACAAAACGGCGUGUUAGUCAAACAAAUAAAGUUUAGCAGUUGCUUGGUUUUGGUUUUGUUUUCUCUCUCCUCGCUCUCUCCGCUCUCACGCCUAAUACACUCUCCGCCGAGGGUAGAGAGCUGCAGGUUUAUAUACAGUGACCAUCUCCCGAUUAGCAACAAUUAAUCAAUGAAUUAACUGGGGAGAUGGUCACCGUCUGCACGAGUUUAAUAAGGAUACAUGACUGUCAACUAGCUAAAUAAAUCACUAGCUGAUCAGUCACGCAUCCUCACGAGGUUUUUAAAAUAUAAAAACAAUAACAAAUAUGUAGCGCUUUGAUCUGCGCCGCAAACAAAAAUACAAAUAAUAAUAAAUAUAUAUAUAGGGGCGGGACACCGCGCCACACAUGCCCAA
Molecule: messenger RNA, 1265 nt
Organism: Acipenser ruthenus (sterlet)
Lineage: Eukaryota; Metazoa; Chordata; Actinopteri; Acipenseriformes; Acipenseridae
Exons: 4
Coding region: 33-728 (231 amino acids)
Source: RefSeq, a predicted model, not a curated record